Molecule: messenger RNA, 2749 nt
Organism: Arabidopsis arenosa
Lineage: Eukaryota; Viridiplantae; Streptophyta; Magnoliopsida; Brassicales; Brassicaceae
Source: the annotation of a GenBank genome assembly
AGUGAAAAGAAAAGAAGAAGAAAAACCAAAACAAGUAGCUAAAAUGUCUCUUCUUUCGUUUUCUCCUACUUUAUUUAACAUCUCUCCUUCACUCUUCUACACCAUCCUUAUAUCCAGCUUAGUUCUAUUGAUCCUCACGCGCCGGAGUUCUAAAUCAAAGCGCGUGAAGCUUCCUCCAGGUCCUCCGGGUUGGCCGGUGGUUGGAAACCUCUUCCAAUUCGCGCGCUCCGGGAAGCAGUUUUACGAGUAUGUUGAUGAUGUAAGGAAAAAAUACGGUCCUAUCUACACGUUGAGGAUGGGAAGUCGAACAAUGAUCAUCAUCUCUGAUUCAGCUCUCGUCCACGACGUUCUGAUUCAGCGUGGACCAAUGUUCGCAACCCGACCCACCGAGAAUCCGACCCGAACCAUCUUCAGCUCCAACACUUUCACCGUCAACGCUUCAGCGUACGGACCCGUGUGGCGAUCCCUGAGAAAGAACAUGGUACAGAACAUGUUAAGCUCGAUCCGGUUCAGAGAAUUCGGGUCGUUGAGACAAUCCGCAAUGGAUAAACUCGUCGAGAGGAUCAAAUCAGAAGCUAAAGACAAUGACGGUCUUGUUUGGGUACUAAGAAACGCAAGAUUCGCUGCGUUUUGUAUUCUUUUAGAGAUGUGUUUUGGAAUCGAAAUGGAUGAAGAAUCGAUUUUGAAUAUGGAUCAAGUGAUGAAGAAAGUGUUGAUCACACUCAAUCCAAGACUCGAUGAUUAUCUCCCGAUCCUUGCUCCGUUUUACUCCAAGGAGAGAGCAAGAGCUCUCGAGGUUCGUCGUGAACAAGUUGAUUUCAUCGUUAAAUUCAUCGAGAGACGACGGAGAGCGAUUCAGAAUCCGGGGACUGAUAAAACGGCGUCGUCUUUCUCUUAUCUCGAUACACUCUUUGACCUUAAAACCGAAGGUCGUAAAACGACGCCGUCUAAUGAAGAGCUUGUGUCUCUCUGCUCGGAGUUUCUUAACGGUGGUACGGAUACGACGGGGACGGCGAUCGAGUGGGGUAUCGCGCAGCUGAUUGUGAAUCCUGAGAUUCAAUCUCGGCUCUACGAUGAGAUUAAAUCAACGGUCGGAGAUCGUGAGAUUGAGGAGAAAGAUGUGGAUAAAAUGGUCUUUUUACAAGCAGUCGUUAAGGAGAUUUUACGAAAACAUCCUCCGACUUACUUUACGUUGACUCACUCCGUGACGGAGCCGACGACGGUCGCCGGUUACGAUGUUCCCGUUGGGAUUAACGUUGAGUUUUAUCUUCCGGGAAUAAAUGAGGAUCCGAAGCUUUGGUCUGAUCCGAAGAAAUUUAACCCGGAUCGGUUUAUUUCGGGUAAGGAGGAAGCGGACAUAACCGGUGUAACCGGCGUUAAAAUGAUGCCGUUUGGUAUUGGCCGUCGGAUCUGUCCGGGGCUAGCGAUGGCGACCGUACACGUGCACUUGAUGCUAGCGAAGAUGGUUCAAGAGUUUGAGUGGAGCGCUUAUCCGCCGGGAAGUGAAAUUGAUUUCGCCGGGAAAUUGGAGUUCACGGUGAUCAAAGCUAUGGAUAAGCUUCUUCCAAUACCUCUAACAAUGGAGGCAACUGAUAUUUGGGGAGAAAUCGAACGUUCUGAGAGUUACCUAGUGUGCUCUAUGUAUGAAGAGGCAGAGUCAUUAUCCUCUUUUAUACUUAAAAGAAUAUUUGGCAAUAUGGAUGUUUUAUCCAAGGAAGCUGCUCUAGGUGAUCAUCAAUUUCAUGAUAUUUUGGAAUCUGCUGGCAUGGUUUUAGUCCAAUCUUUGCAUGGAAUCGGCAGGACAGUUGAGAUUGUAAAUGAGUUAAGAGAUGUGUUUGGAGAAGUUGCAGCAAUUCCUGUUCAAGUUCUUCUCACUGGAAUAUGCCUUCAAAUAUCAAGUGGUUCCUACUCGGGUGUACGUGAGAUUCUGGAAGAGUUCUUUAACAUAUGGGUUUACAAGGACAACCACUAUAUCCUAAAUGAUGAUGGAGUAAGUGCAAAAGGAUUCCGUGAGAAAAACUGUUUAGAUAUUGAUGAGUACAUGGAAGUAGUGGAGCUGUAUACCUUUGGAGUUCUUGCUAAAGUUUCAAACGACAGAGGCCUAGCCAUUUCAUGGGUUGAGAAAGCUGCAUUACCUGAGGAAAGACGACAGGGGAUUUUGAGAAGAUUGCAUUUGUUACUUUCUCUCAAAACAGCAAAUGUUCCAGACGCUAGUUCUUUUGAGGAAAAUUCUAAGGAUUCUUCUUAUGCUGUAGUGAAUAACAAGAAGUCGUUGGCUAAUGAAAAGAAUGAUGAGAUUGAUUCUGUCCUGAAACUCUUUAAACAACAUGAACCUUGGUCACUUUGGUCAUCCCAUCCUCUAAGCCUCAAGGUUGGUAAUACCCAAUUUAGCAUGUCCAGGGGAAAGUUUGCCAUAAGCCUUGUUGGAUUAAUCAUAUGUUAUGCCUUGAAGAGAAAACGAGCUGCUUUGAUACGGAUCAUUCGCAGGCAAAUGGAGUCCACAAGAAAAGCAAUAGUAGAUUUCUGGAAGCUUGCAUUUUCAUACCAAGUGAAUCCUCUUGCAGCAAUUCAAUCCAUACCAAGCACCACAACAUGAGACAAUUGGUGCACAAUUCCCACCAUCUAGAAGGGAUCAAAUACCUUACUUUGCAUUGAAAUAAAGCUGCAUCCUUUUUUGGUUUCGGCUCAAGCUUUAUCACACCCUAUAUUUAGCUACUCAAAGUGUGUUGUAUAAAUUAGAUUCAUAUUC